This is a messenger RNA of Acanthopagrus latus (yellowfin seabream), 3759 nucleotides long. RefSeq names its product polycystic kidney disease protein 1-like 2. NCBI's taxonomy places the organism in Eukaryota, Metazoa, Chordata, Actinopteri, Spariformes, Sparidae. Gene Ontology annotation, molecular function: calcium channel activity; protein binding. The record is from RefSeq and is a predicted model, not a curated record. The coding region runs from base 358 to 3624 and encodes 1088 amino acids. The transcript has 23 exons. Gene Ontology annotation, cellular component: membrane. Gene Ontology annotation, biological process: detection of mechanical stimulus.
GUUAAAUUUGGAUGUAAUUUGAGAUUAAGAAGUAAAGUAUCAUCACAAAACACACAUGAUAAUUAUAAACUGUUUAUUUUAUGUUAAUGGAAGCUUAAACGUUCAAACCUCAGAAUGAAGGUUCAGCUUGUGUGACCUUUUGUGAUGAUGCCCAGUGACUCCUUCUCUCUUUGCAUCUUGUUUGAGUGUCUGCAGUGAUUUUCAUAAUGUAUUGAGAGCACAUGCAGAGUUUUUCUGGAGAAACCUCCCUAAUUUCCAUGUGGCAGACGGAAGUGAUCUUGCCCAGUUGCUGCUCCUACCACAACUCCUGCAGCACUAUGUGCUUUUGCUCUGCACAUUAUAAUAAUACCUGUGGACAUGUUGCUGCGAGCCGCUGUCUUUUUGUGGAUUUCUGCUGGAUUUCUAUCUCUGCCGGACAAGUGCGAGGCCUGUCUUGGCAAUGGCUUCCCUGCAGUGUGUGAAUUUGCUUUCAGAAAUGUCUGUUUUGAGUUUGUUGGGGAAUCCAAAAGCUGGUCUGCAGCCAGGAGCUGCUGUGAAAAGCGAGGAGGACAACUUCUGAAGGUGAUGAACAGCCCAAUCCAAAUCUUCCUGAAGAACAUCACCAGCGCGAGAAAUAUCAGCAACCUCACCUGGUGGCUGGGUGAGGGGGUCGAGGGGGAGAACCAGGGACCUGCCAUAAAAAAUGGUAAUGUUUCAAAGGACAGCUGCACAUUCAUGAAGCUGAAUCCUUUUCAACUCAUCGUAACAUCUGACUGCAACCAGACACGAGGCGUCCUCUGCACCUAUAAUGCCUGGUCCUCAUCAAGCACAAUGAAGAAAAUAGUGUCCAGUCAUGCAACCAGAUCUCGGAGCAGGAGGGAUGUAGCCAUCAUGGCUUCCGCUGUUGAUAACAUUCAGACUCUUCUCCAGGAAGCAGAUAAAGAACUGCUGCGAAUGGAAAAGACACCAGGGGAGCCAACAGAUGACAAUAGGGACAAUUUCAUUAAACAUUUGUUAGCAGGCACUAAAAACAUAGAUAAACAAUUUGCUCUGCAAAGCCCUGAAACCAUCAGUCACAUCAUCAACUGCAGCACCGCCAUCCUCCUCCUCUCACUGAAGAAAUGUGACAUCAGCACCAACCCAAACCCUACGUCUUUGUUUGAGAAUGUCUAUGAGAUCUUUCGACAAAUCUCUGUGCUGCUUGGUUCGUCAACAACAGAGCCAAUUAUUUUCAAGCACCGGACAGGCACAAUCUAUCAGAACAGUUUUAGUAAACCUGCUGAUCUCAACAAUGCAGUGCUGGGUUCAGAGAAGGAUGAUGCGUUCAUCAAACUCCCCUCAUUUUCAGCCCUCAAAUCUCAGCUUGGAGACAAGAAAAACAUCAUCGCUCAGAUGUCGACAUUCUCAACAAAUCCCCAUCCAUCAGAUGUAAACAUCUCAGGAACUCUUUGCAGCCUCAUUCUUACUGAUGGAGAUUCAGACAUAAAGCUGUCACACCUGACAGAGAUGAUAGAGAUCUUUAUGCCUCAACCGAAUUCUUCGCAAGUCAUAAAUAAUACCGUUGUGUUGGAGGAAAACAAAAAGGCGCUAACGACGCUUAACGUCACAGACCCCAACGUCACCAUCUUCUUCACGGUGGAGCCCAGUGCCAACGUGUCACUGAUGCUCACGUUGUCUGAGGGGUCGCCUCCAAACAAGACACAUUCCAGCAACACAACUAUCUUCAGCCGUACAGAAGGUUUUCGCUGGAUGAUAACUCCGGAGAUGUUGCGGCAGACUCCUGGAGUCUGGUAUGUUGACGCCCAGCUCUUCAAUUCCACCUGGGAGCCGGGCCUGAAACUGAACAUCGCUUCUUUCACGAGCAAAUGCCUGUUCUGGGACGUAAAGAAGGAGACAUGGAGCACUGAUGGCUGCCAGGUGGGAGAGAAGAGCACUCCGGAGCUGACUCAGUGUCUGUGUAACCACCUCACUCUCUUCGGGAGCUCCUUCUUUGUGAUGCCAAACCAGGUGGACAUUUCUCGCACUGCAGAGCUGUUUGCCACUGUGUCCGAGAACUACGUGGUGCUGGCGCUUCUGUGCGCUUUCUUCGGCCUCUACCUGAUCACUCUGCUGUGGGCGUGCUACGCCGACCGCAGGGCACGCUCUAAGAGGAAGAUGACUCUGCUGGAGGACAACCACGCAGGCGCUCUGUACAACUAUCUAAUUGGCGUCCAAACUGGCCAUCGCAAGAAUGCUGGGACGACUGCCAAUGUGUCUGUGAAGCUGUUCGGCUCAGAGGGGGAGAGUGACUUACACGCCCUCACGGAUUCCGACAAGCCGGUAUGCGAGAGAGGAGCCUUCGACAUGUUCCUGUUGGCCACCCCCUUCCCACUGGGCGAGGUGCGAAACCUCAAGCUGCUGCACGACAACUCCGGAGGUCGCCCAUCAUGGUAUGUAAAUAAGGUGACCAUACAAGACCUCCAGACACGACAGGUGUAUCACUUCUUCUGUGACUGCUGGAUGAGCUCUGACCAUGGAGACGGAGUGACCAAGAAGACGUUCAACGCUGCAAAGAGCAACGAGGUCGCCAGCUUCAGGAAUAUUUUUCAGACCAGAACUUCGACUGGCUUCAGGGAUGAACAUAUCUGGGUGUCCAUCGUGGAUCCUCCCUCUCGUAGUCCAUUCACACGUGCCCAGAGGGUCUCCUGCUGCAUGAGCCUGCUCCUCUGCACCAUGGCCAUCAAUAUCGCCUUCUGGAACAUUCCUGUAAAUGAGGACUCGCCAGUACUCUUCUCAAUAGGUUCGCUAGAAAUCACCUGGCAGGAGAUCAUGGUGGGAAUAGAGAGCGGCCUUCUCAUGUUUCCAAUCAACAUCCUCAUCAUCACCAUCUUCCGAAGCAUCAAACCUCGCAUUAUUUCCAAAUCUAAAAAAGGCGAUCCUGAGGAUAGCGUGACACAGCCUCCAGUAACCAUACCAAGUACUCUGAAGGAAACACAGGAGAUGAUCGAUAUGUUGAGCAAAAGUCCAAGGAACAAGAUUUCAGAGGUGAACAGGCUGGAGUCAGUCGCUGACCUCUGCCCUGCCUUGGACAGGGUGCAUGAAUUCAUCCAGCUUAUGCAAGGGGAGAGUGAGAGUGACCCCCACUGGGUCUACUGCAGCAAGUUCCUCCUCGCUGGUCUGUGUCACCUCAUGGUGUGCCUCGAGAAACUGGAUGUAAAGCACUUCCCCAGUCCAGCCGACUACCAGCAGACCCUUCAAAUCACCAACCUGCUAGUUCGCAAGGCUGAGAUGGUCUUCAGCAGCCACUUGGCCUACUGCCCGCCACCUGUGAAGAAGAAGAAGAAGUCUGGAGGCUGCUGGCUGCCCUGGUGGUGUGUGUUCCUGGGCUGGUUCCUGUUGCUGUCCAUCAGUGGAAUAUCCACCUACUUCACCCUGUUGUACGGUUUUGAGUACGGCAAACAAAAAUCCAUCAAGUGGGUCAUGUCUCUGGGCCUCUCCCUCUUCCAAAGCAUCUUCAUACUGCAGCCUCUCAAGGUGAUUGGCAUCGCUGUGUUUUUUGCCCUUCUGCUGAAACCUGUGGCUGUGGAGGAGAGCGAAGAAGUUGAGCAAGUGCUGUUAGAGCAACAAGACAAGUGUAGACGCUACUCUGGCAGGGAAACACUGUGAGGAGGCUGCAUUUAGAAGGAGAAGCUGUCCUCUCUGACGGGCACAGCUGCAGUCUACAGCAUCUUCCCUUCUUCAACACUCUUUUGCACUUAUUUGACGUUUUGCUUUCUAAAUAUAUCAAAAUUGCGUAACACA